AUGACGGUGAACGUGUUCGCUGUGCCCGUCUUCUUCAUCUGCUUUCGAGAAUGUGUUGAGACUAGCAUUAUCGUGUCGGUCUUGCUGUCGUUCUUGAAGCAGACACUGGGUAGAGAAAACGAUCUUGCUACAUACAAGAGACUAGUCAAACAGGUUUGGUGGGGAGUUGGAAUCGGCUUCUUCAUCUGCAUCUGUAUCGGUGCAGGCAUGAUUGGCGCUUUCUAUGGCCUGGGAAAAGAUCACUUUUCAGGUACAGAAGAUAUCUGGGAGGGGGCUUUCUCCUUGCUCGCAAGCGUUAUCAUCACUAUCAUGGGUGCGGCCCUGCUUCGUGUCAACAAACUACAGGAUAAAUGGCGGAUUAAACUAGCCAAGUCACUCGAGACAACCGAUCACCCCCAGGGCACGGCAAUGAACCGCUUCAAGCGUUGGGCAGAGAAAUAUGCCAUGUUUAUUCUUCCUUUUAUCACGGUACUCCGCGAGGGUCUUGAGGCCAUUGUGUUUAUCGGUGGUGUUAGUUUGAGCUUUCCAGCUUCUUCUUUCCCUCUCCCAGUCGUGUGUGGUUUGCUGGCUGGGUUUGCCGUCGGAUAUGUCCUCUAUCGUGGUGGCAACCAGGCAUCACUGCAGGUCUUCUUGGUCAUCUCAACCUGCUUUCUCUACCUUGUGUCUGCCGGUCUUUUCUCUAAAGGCGUAUUAUUCUUGGAAAUCAAUACCUGGAACAAACGCACUGGGGGCGACUCUUCCGAAACCGGCUCUGGACCAGGUUCUUAUAACAUUCAGGAUAGUGUUUGGCAUGUCAAUUGCUGCAACCCAUUGCUCAAUGGCGGUGGCGGAUGGGGAAUCUUCCAGGGCAUUCUGGGCUGGACGAAUUCGGCCACAUACGGCUCUGUCCUUUCAUAUAACCUCUACUGGCUUGCCAUGAUUUUGUGGUUCAUGGGCAUGCGCUAUAAGGAACGUCACGGUAGAUUCCCGGUCGUCGACGCGGUACUUGCCCGAUCGAGUGAUGCAAAAAAAUAUGAAAGCAGUGGCGCGAUCAAACCACCCGACUAUAUGUCGGUUUCCGACAAUAUCAACGAGAUCCCUACCUCCACAUCAAGGGGAGAGAACACGCAGGAUUGUGCAUUGGCGCCGUGCGAUUCGAUACACAGUAUCAGAUGA
This is a messenger RNA of Penicilliopsis zonata CBS 506.65, 1155 nucleotides long. RefSeq lists its product as hypothetical. Gene Ontology annotation, cellular component: high-affinity iron permease complex; plasma membrane. Gene Ontology annotation, molecular function: ferrous iron transmembrane transporter activity. Gene Ontology annotation, biological process: iron ion transmembrane transport. The transcript is spliced from 5 exons. The record is from RefSeq and is a predicted model, not a curated record. The coding region runs from base 1 to 1155 and encodes 384 amino acids. Lineage: Eukaryota; Fungi; Ascomycota; Eurotiomycetes; Eurotiales; Aspergillaceae.